AUGUUCGACAUUCCAGAUGCAAAACGAAUCCGACGCAGCGAACUCUCAACGCGCUCGCAAUCCUCCUCUCCCGGGCCCUCAUCGCCCGAUCCCGAACUCGAGGCACAGCUUCAAGCACGUCUAGCCUCCCUCUACGGUCCUGUCGUACUCCCGCCCUCUGGCCCAAGACCUAACACACCCACCAAAACACGCCAUGCGACCAGCGACGGUGAGGAAUCGGACCCAGAACCCGACGGCGGACCAGGAGCGCAGGAAUUCGAAUUCCGCCUCUUCGCCGCCCCGAGCCAAAAUAGCGCUCACCCCUCCUCCAUACCGCAGAAAAUUAUCCUAGAACUCGAAGACGAAGAUCUGGGGGAAGGCGGGUUCAUUGUCCGGGAUCGUGACCUAGGGUAUUACUUUGCGGGGCCAGCGGAGGGUGAGAUUAAGAGCAGGUUUGAGGCUGUGGCACGCAGUGGGGAGGAAGUGCUGCGGUUAAGUACAGGCAGGGCAUGGGGACUAGAAGUUCCCUGGAGGGUUAGAGUUUUGAGGGUUGUUGGAGGGAAAGCUGCUGCUGGGGGCGGUGUGCGGGUGGAAGUUGUGGAUGCGGAUGUAAAUAAUCCAGGGAAGCGAACGAAGCCUGGGAAGAAGAGGAGGAUUAUCUUGAGGGAGCGAAAGCGGACGGCGGAGGCGGUGGAGGAGCAAAGGAGGAGGGAGAUGGAAUUCAAGGAGGAGACGGAGAGGGAGAAGAAGUCUAGGAGGAAUAGGGGGAAGAAGGUUAAGAGGAGGGCGAAGGAGAAGGCGAAGAAGGCUGAAGGAAAUCAAGAGGAGGGAGCUGUGGUUGUGGGGGUUUCUGAGGGUGGUGUUGAGGACAAGCUAGAUUCAAUAGAGGAAUAA
Messenger RNA from Venustampulla echinocandica, 873 nucleotides. RefSeq lists its product as uncharacterized. The record is from RefSeq and is a predicted model, not a curated record. The transcript has 2 exons. Bases 1 to 873 code for a protein of 290 amino acids. Lineage: Eukaryota; Fungi; Ascomycota; Leotiomycetes; Helotiales; Pleuroascaceae.